Molecule: messenger RNA, 5846 nt
Organism: Anopheles cruzii
Lineage: Eukaryota; Metazoa; Arthropoda; Insecta; Diptera; Culicidae
Gene: sp3
Product: phosphatidylinositide phosphatase SAC2
Exons: 8
Coding region: 1-3411 (1136 amino acids)
Biological process (GO): regulation of endocytic recycling; phosphatidylinositol dephosphorylation
Cellular component (GO): clathrin-coated endocytic vesicle; early endosome
Molecular function (GO): phosphatidylinositol-4-phosphate phosphatase activity
Source: RefSeq, a predicted model, not a curated record
AUGGAAGUAUUCCAAACCGAAACCUAUUACAUCUUCGUGAAACACAACCGCAGCCUCUGGUGGAAUCGACAAACGAUGCAAUUCAAGGUUAAGAGUGGUUGGGACUUUUCCUCGGUUGACGAUAUCGAGUGUAUCGGUGUUACGCAUGGUAUUGUCGGAACAAUAAUGCUGCCGGGUGUGCUGGAACCACAUUUGAUUGUCAUACGAGAGGUGACACCGGUCGGCGUGUUGUACGCCCCGCAUCUGGUGUACAAGAUCCGGAGCAUCGCGGUGCUCGGUCCGGAUGGUGCAGAUACGCAAUUACUGCCUUGUAGCAAGCAUAACUGCAAUCAAGCGUUGAAAGUGGCACCGGCUGCCGCAUCAGCGGGCAUGCUAGCAGAUCCGACUUUGGGUUCCGCUUCACACAAAGGGCGACUUUUUGAGAGCUCUGCGUUGGUAAAUAAAACGUGGGGCGCAGUCAAGAGUGCCGGCAGCACAAUCCGGAACACGACCGAGAAGGCGGCGGCGAUUGCCACGAGUCAAGUGAAGUCGACCGUCAGUCUGGUGGUGAAAGAUCCGGUGCGCAUUGAGCGACGCGUCAUGGAGGAACUUCACAAGAUUUUCGACGAAACGGACAGCUUUUACUACAGCCCAAACUGUGAUAUUACGAACAACCUGCAGCGUCGCGGUCAGGCGCCCGACGAUCGAUUUUAUUGGAAUAAGAAUAUGGUAAAGGAUUUACUGGCAAUUGAGGACGGUCAACAGUGGGUGCUGCCCAUCAUUCAAGGUUUCGUGCAGGUGGAACAUUGCGUGAUCGGUAAUGAAUGUUUCUCGCUGGCAGUCGUAUCUCGUCGAUCGCGAUACCGGGCGGGUACGCGUUAUAAGCGACGAGGUGUCGAUGAGCUGGGCAAUUGUGCCAACUACGUAGAAACUGAGCAGGUACUAUCGUUGCGCCAGCACCAAAUAGCUUUCACGCAGGUGCGCGGCUCAGUUCCGGUGUACUGGAGUCAGCCCGGCUACAAGUAUCGGCCACCGCCACGACUCGACCGUGAUGAGACAGAAACGCAGCUCGCGUUUCAAAAGCACUUCAGUGCGGAGCUCAGCAUUUAUCAAACUAUUUGCAUCAUCAAUUUGGUGGAGCAAAGCGGCAAAGAGAAAAUUAUUGGUGAUUCUUAUGCGAACCACGUGCUUAAAUACAAUUCGGAUAAGCUUAUCUAUGUCACGUUUGACUUCCACGAGUAUUGUCGUGGGAUGCGUUUCGAAAACGUUUCUUCGUUGAUUGAGUCGCUUGCGCCGGAAGCGGGCUCGAUGGGAUUUCACUGGCGUGACCAAAACGGCCCGAUCUGUAACCAGAAAGGCGUUUUUCGCGUCAACUGCAUGGAUUGUCUGGAUCGCACUAACGUAGUGCAAACCGCGCUCGGUAAAGCGGUACUUGAGUCGCAGCUCGUUAAACUCGGACUUGCCAUGCCCUAUUCCCAAUUGCCAGAUCAGCUGAAAGCACCAUUUAUGGUGUUGUGGGCCAACAAUGGCGAUGUAAUCAGCCGUCAGUAUGCCGGCACGAACGCGUUAAAGGGAGACUACACGCGCACUGGUGAGCGAAAAAUUUCCGGAAUAAUGAAGGACGGCAUGAAUUCUGCCAACCGCUACCUUAUUCAACACUUCGCCGAUAGCUUUCGGCAAACUUGCAUCGAUUUGAUGCUUGGCAAUCUGGGUGAUGCGGACACGUUACCUGAGGAUGACUUCUGCACUGCCAUGGUCGGGAUUGCCCGUACCGCGCUGGUAGCCACCAGUCCUUCGUCGCAAUCCUACUACAACUACGGACUGAUGAGUACUGAAACUAUGCUUCUCGAGCAGUUGCUAACAAGUGCAAGCUAUUAUCUAGCCAGAUUCAAAGACACCUAUCGACAGGCAACGAUCGAUAUGAUGCUGGGUAAUAGUAUUUCAUCGGAAUCCGUCUCCGCGCUCGGCGGCAGUCACACAUCAGCCACAGACGAAACCGAUGCGCUGGAAGGAGCAGAACACGCUCGGCUCCUGGUUGAGGAUUGUCGUAGAUUGCUGCUCGGAACUACUCAGUUGCCAGUCGGUGCGUGGGGUUUGAUUGACGCUGAUCCAACCACUGGCGACCCUAGUGAAACUGAAGUAGACACAAUAUUGAUCCUAAGCGACGAUGGCUAUAUCGUGGCCGAGUACGACUCGCACCUCGAUAAAAUCGUGCGUUUCGGGAACGUUUCGCUCGACAGCCUUACAUUGAUCGAGCUUGGUCUGUUUCAGCACAACAAAAUGUUCCAAGGACCCGCACUCACCCACUUGUGCAUUCGAUUGAACUAUGCCGUCAAUGGGGUCGAUGGUUACUUUCACAUGUUCCGGUCGCCAAACAUACGCUUUUUCAACAACGUGGCGGUUGUAAUACGCAAGCCCGAAGAGAUUACGGAGUCCUUGACCGCAAUCGUAGACCUGUUUCGUAUUGCAUUACAGAACCGCGGCCGCAUUGACGUGCAGUUUCAGUAUGGUGGUAGUUUGCAACGGCGCAAAAGCCGUACACUACUCUCGGUCCCGGGAGGGCUACCACGCAACCUCUCCGAAUCGCAGUUGGUGCAAAUGGGUUCCAAAGCGCUGAGCAGUAUGGCGUCGAAGAUUGGUCAAUCGUUGAAUGCGUCCAAAAUCGGUCGCCCGACCGGGAAACAACACGUGAAGUCUGAAGACGAGUCGCAGGCGGAUGGAGGUCAAAAAAAUCAGUCAGAGGACGCGGAUACAGCGUUCGCUUCAGGUGGUUUGGAGGAGCCUGGGUUCCUCGUUGCUGGGGGUUCACGGUUUUACAAGUUCGAUCGAUCAUCAUCCGAGUCUGAAGAAGCAGAUGCUACCAUCCAUGAGCCGGAGAAUCUGGUAGAGCAGAAUCCUUUGUACAAUGAGAACGUGUUUCUACCGUCAGUCGGAAUUGUGAUGGGUGGGGGAGCGGGUAGCGAGGUUGGUGUGGGCGAAGAGACCGGAAAUUUACUCGAGGUCAGAGAUAGCAUCGCGAAGAUGUCGUCGGACGUAUCAACAAUGUCCAUAUCGUCUGUGGCCGAUCACGUCAACAUGCCGGUUGGGAUGCUCGAAUGUGCUUCGCCAAUACGUGUCGCUAGUCCGACACCGGAAAUACUCAUCGAUGGGUGUAACGAAGGCAGGCUAUUAGGGCACAAUAUGGUGCUGAAUCUGCAACCGAGCGGCACCCAGAGUGACAAUGCACUUCGUCAGUUGAAAAAGCUCACCAGUCCCCUGUCAAACAUUGGCAAAGGUUUGCAGACGCUCGGUGCUAAUUUUGACCCACGGAAGAUUACCGCUAAGAGCGUGGCGGGACCAACUCAGAAUAUCAGCACGGCACUAGACGAAAUCAAACAGCUGGAGAACAAGUGGGAGAAAUCUGGUUGCCGCACGAAAUUGAUCGCACUCUAAAGAGUCCCCACUGGUGAGAAAGCCACACCAAGGUCUUAGCCCGAAGGUGUCCUUAUUUCUUCGUCUUUCCGGAUCCGUCGGUAGUUCGUAAGAUAAUUAGAAUAUCAUUAUAAUUCGCAUCCUUGCGGUAUUCAGCAUUCGAAAAUCGACGUUCUGAAAUUCCCUCUUAAGUAUUAUAAUUAUCUUUAUUUUCUCGCGCACAUAACAAAGUGUAGUUCAGAGUACUUUCUUCAUUAAAUGAAAAUGGUAAACGCAAGAGUUUUAUGCAUCUUACAACUGAGAAAAAUUAAUAUUUAGUUACGCCAUCUAAUGGAUCAAUUGACCUUUCACUUUGUGAACUGUCGAAAUUGCACUAUGGUAUGAUCUCCCACUUUUCGACAUUCUCUGCGAUUAGUGUUGUAAAAGUAUCUGUAAAAACGGGUCGUGCUGUUCUAUCGCCUUGAAACCGAUUUAUUAGUGCAGUGGAGAUGAAUGCUAUACGUUUAAGCCUUCGUUGUCUGCUGAUAUCGGCAAACGAAGAAAAACUUGCAUAUGCCUGGCGAUAAAGUGUCGGUCGACCUUUCAGUGUUGUCGCGGUUCUCAUAGUGCAGGUUGGCAAUACGAUCGUUCGAACCGCGGUAGUGGCGUCGGUUUCACGCAAACGCAGACCGAUGCGAUGCUUUGAGGCAUGUCGUGAGGUUUGCAUUUAGCAUCGGUUUUGAUUGCUAUAAGGACAAGGGCAAAUGCUUGAGGAUAUUGCAUGGCAUCAAAGCUGCGAUAAACAUUGUGAUGAAUAUACGAACACACCGUGAACCGAUUUCGACAAAUCGUAGGGAUGAUUUUUACACCCUCUCAGUCGGAGUAGUCAGUAACGCUCGUCGGUGUCAGGCAGCUGGCGUGGGCUCGAUUACCCAGACCGGCGUGUCGGGGGAGGGUUGGCGUGGGACCAACAACCUCGCCCACAAGAACACAACUAUACAGUAAGCAAUAGAGAUAAAAUAGUCUCUGUUGCAGGUUAAGAGCGCUCGGCGGUUUACAAUUGUAAUAGCAAUUGCCGGAUAGCAAGAAGAAUCGCUUAUCGAGGUAGAGAGCCCAAAAAGAGGAAAAAGAAACAAAAAUUACCGCAUAGUACUCUCUCCCUCACGUAAAACACAUACAAACGAAUGGCUGGAAGAACGCCUUCGACGAGACCUGUAUUAGGAUAUAGUUAUUGUAAACGCGUUGUAACAACACCCUCGAUGCUUUAGAAGAUUCUCUAGAACUCGUUCCGACCCGAUUGGAAUUUAAGUUGCUCUCGGACCAGGUUAAAUGACGGAACUUGUAGCACCUAGCCUCGCAACCGUUCCACGCUAGAAAGCUCGGCUUAUUUCGGUCUGCAAGAUGUUCGAGAACAUCAAUUAAAAUAAAUCAUAGAAUAACGUGCGCAUGCAGAAGAUGCAUCCAAUAUAUACACUCCGAUUGGCUGGAUUAAGAACAAGCAAACCAUUAAACAGUCGUAUGACUUAUGUGAAGUAAAACCAAAGUCAAUUAUGUAUAGCAAGCGCCAAUGCAUAGGACCGUAGAGCAAUAGCACGGCUGGCUUCAGUGGCGCCAAGCAAUGGAGGGAUGGAGGGAUCGGGUGGCAGCAGUUCUUAUGUAGCAUGUUACCCAAGCUCAGUGCUAUUUAAAAUUGGUAAGCAUUUAACAAACGGCGCAAAGCAUUCCCUUGCAGUCGACCAGCGACUAUAACAGUAUAUUGCAUUACCGUAGUGUGAUUAACAAAGCGAAAACUAGGGUCAUAAUUAAACUAGAAAAUUUAUGAACAUAAUAGAGUAGAAGGUUCAGUAGGAAAGGGCAAGGAACAAUAUCUGUAUUUUAGUGCGCUCGAGGAACUUUUGACAUCCCUGUGUUGCUACUCACGGGCUCUUUCAAUUAGCGGCUGAUGCGAAAUCCAAAGACCUGCCAAGCUGAUCGGAUCGGACUCCGGCUACCGUGUCCUUCUCCUUGAUUUUCCUGCUACAGUGCGCUGUGUAAUACGAUUCCCACCACAUCGUCAUCAUGAGUACGUAAGCCUAGCACAAAGGAGUUUGGUAAAAUAGUAAAGGAAGUAAUUCCGACUUCGUUGUACGUUGCAUCGACGUGCACCUUAUUUGCAUAAAUGAAUGCCUCAAGUUGCACCACAGUUAUAGCUUAGUUACAACAAGUAUUAUUAUCACUUACGAUAGGCAUCGAGAGAAUCUUCAAGAGAAAGGAAACAGUUUACUGUGCAACAGGUAUUACAGCAGUAUGCCAAUCGAGCUGCUGUGCGGCCGUGUUUGGGGUAACCCAAUGUUCGAACUAUCCGUUUUUUAUUGUUAAAUGUAUUGCUUUUCUCAUUCAAACAAGCGAACUCAGUGACGGUGACCAUGUUGCGCUAGAACGCGAUUCCGUGCAUCCUUCUCGGCGGCGUAGGUUUUCCAGUAGCAGUAAUAACGAAA